GCGAGCCUAGAGAACCAAGGAAUAACGACAUAGAUCUAGUUAGUGAACCAUAUUCUUGGGCGGUGAGAGGAGACUACACUUUAUCUCAGCUUCAAAAUCGACUUUUUAAAAAACAAGAAAAGGAGAAGAACCUUUGGGUGAUCAAGAAAAGGAAUACCUCGCUGCAGUGGUGUUAACAGAAGAUAUUUUGAUGACACCAUAUUCUUUAGAGAAGAUACCAUUGUCUCGGCUUAAGCAUGCAUCAGAUUUCGAGAUGUAUACAACCCAACCAUGGGGCAAGGAUGCAUAUAACAUCCUUGCUUCAUGCAUUCAGAAAUUGGAUAUUGCUUCUUUGGCAAAAGGUCAGUAUAGUGUCAAGGGAUUUCCCUUGGCAUUAACAAUAUGGAAUUUGACUAAUGUACCAAUUUUUGGUUCUACCUUUGGGAAAAGGUGUGAUUUUUCCAAAACAUUGUAUCCGCUGUUUCUCAACUGGCACUCAAGUCGAGCUCCAUGGUUUGACGAAAUUGUUGAAGCUAUUAAGACAGCAACUUGUGUUGAAGUCAAAACUAUAAUUGGAGAUCCACAAGAAUAUAAGAAUUUGGUUGAUGAAGAUGACAAUGAUUUUGUAGAAGUUAUUGGCUUGGUUAUGAAAGGCUAUAGAUUGAAGAAAGAAGAAUGGUCUUCUAGAUUAGUUGAUAUUUACUAUGCCAUGGGAGAGUUGGGUGACAAAAUGGGGGAAAAAUUGCCAGUCUCUGAGAAACAUGAGAAAAUAGAGAAAAAUUUGUCAGAUUCUGACAAACUUGACAUAAUCCCCUUCAUGUUAGAAGACUUCAAUAAAAGACUAGAAGCCAUUGAAGAAGCUGUCAAAACCACAUCAGAGAAAGAUAAGGAUAAAGGAGUAAGAUUCCAAGAUCACACAUUUUCCCAUACAUUGGACACUAAACUCUUUAACUGAGCUCCUUUUUUUUCUUCUCCCUUUGUUGUCUCACAAAGAUGAAGAUGGACAAAAUAGAAAUGAAGAGGCUGGCAAACAAAAUGUUGAUGGAGAUAUUGCUAGAGAAGAUGUCGUAGAAAGCCCGUCUGCAGAUUCUGUCCGUCCGUCAAACACACAAGAUGGGAGCUUCGCUGGAGAUGAUGAAAACACCCAAAAAACUGGUGGUGAUGAUGGUAAUUACUUUGAAGAAACACCAAAGGAUAAUUCUCCUUCUCCACGCCCUUCUACACCAAAAUUUGAUCUUCUUUCUCAAGAAGAUCAGAAUAGUGGAAAAGAUAAAAGCAUGGGUAAAGAGAAGGGAGCAAGCAGUAAGAAGAAAGUUUUGAGAGAGAGAGAACAGAGAAAGUCUAAGCAAAGCAAUGAUGGUGAUGAUGAUGUUACAAACAGAAAAGAGAGGAAGAAGCGUAAACCAAGUGACAAUCCUGAUGCUGAUGUUCAAGCUAGAGAAGGGGAAUGUAUCUAACUUAAUAAUUUCUAUGAGUUAUUUAAAUGGUUUUUCAGUGUAUCGAUAUAAAGUGGGAUAUUUUUGUGUUUUGUACAGCCACAGAAAAAGAAGAGAAAAUCUGAUGAUGUUGGUGGUGUGCAAAGAAAAACUGAACAAAAUACAGUUUCUUCUAUUCACACUCAACCGCCUUACACGGCUGAGAAGAAGAAGCACCCAAUUUUUUUAUCCUUUUUCCAAAGUUGAUAAGACCCGGUUAGAAAUAUUUACUGAAUGGAAGAAUUCAAGGAACACAAAGCAACUAACAAUUCUGGGUAACAAAGUUGAUGCUAGGUGGUUCACAACACUAGAGACGCUAGGAAAAUCGUUAACAACAAUGCAUGUUGAUACAAUUGUGAAGUUAUUAAGCAAAAGAGUAGAAAGUCAUCCGGAGUUCUAUAAAAGCAAAGAAUGGACGUUGGCAGGAGUAUCUUUUUUGAGAGAGAUUGAUGAAAAUUACUCCAUAUUUAUUGACAACAAAGAUGAAUAUGAGUUCCCUGAAGAAAAAUUCAGUCAACUCUUCAAGGAAGCACCUACAAACAAAAUAUUGGCACCAAUGAUGGUUAAGGAAAAGAUUUGGAUGUCAUUGAUGAUCAAUUUGGAGAAGAGGAUGUUGACUAUCUAUGAUUUAGGCAAGUCUGUCUACAGUAACAAAAUUAAAGAUAAACAUGUGGGUGCAUAUGCUGUUGCAAUACCGUAUAUUGCCCAGAAGAAAUUUGGGAUGAAAAAUGAUAUAGAGAAAUCUCCAUUCAGAAUUAAUAUCAUGAAUUGCAUACCUCAGGUUGCUAAGAUUGAAGAUAGUGGUGUCGUCAUGCUAAAGACAAUGGAGUGUUUGGUUAUGAGCAUUUCGACAUAUGGCAAUCUUACAGAUGAGUCAAUUGGUGAUUUACGGCAGAAAAUGGCGGUUGACAUCUUUGUAGAAUUAGCAAAUGCCUAGGAUAUGGAAGUUUGCAUCUUGCUGAUAUAUAAACGUGAUUGUAGAAAUGGAGCUUUAGCUUAUUGCAUCAAGAACAAUAAUGAAUGGCAAAGAAAUUUCAAUGUUUAGUUUACAAGUAGAUUUAAAUUUUUUGUGUUUUUACUCUGACACUAUUCUAGAAAAUUU
This is a messenger RNA of Camelina sativa (false flax), 2556 nucleotides long. NCBI's taxonomy places the organism in Eukaryota, Viridiplantae, Streptophyta, Magnoliopsida, Brassicales, Brassicaceae. The record is from RefSeq and is a predicted model, not a curated record.